GAUUAUACUGACGACCUUCAAGUUUCGGAUCGCCGGCAUUUGGAAACCGGUCGCGCACCAUGCACCGCGAGUCGGAAUUCCUGGAUGAGCCCGUGCGCAUGGUGGGCCGUGGCAACUGGAAAGUUGACACGAAUGCGCGGUUGUCCGUCGCGGUCCACGAAAAUGACGAACCCUUUGUCCACACAUUCCGUCACAUCUGGCCGCUCGUCUUCGCCUUUGUGUUCCUCGGCGGCACGUCGUUUGGUAUUUCAGUCGUGGUCAAGAAGUACGAAAUCGAUCCGCUCUAUGGCAACUGGACCAUGGCCCAGUAUAAAGAAGACACAGUGCUCGGAGAACGAUGCCAGGCUGUGGAUCACGACAUGCCGUGGCGAGAAUUGAAGCGAAAGUUGUUAGGUUGCCGCCGCGGUCAGUACUAUGAUCCAUUGCAUGAUGACUGCGCCGAAUGCCCGGCUGAGUCGCCGAACGACAAGGUGUUUUCUGUAUUUUGGGAAACUCAAAGCAAUUGCCAGCAUCUGGUUGCGAACCCAAACACUCGGUUCGUCACGCACGUGAUGUGGUCGUUCGUGGAACCAGCUGAGGAUGGCGCGGUGCCCCUCCAGUUUCAGUACUGGAGCCAGGAGCACAUCAAAGACUGCAUUUUGCAGUUGCGCAUGAGGUGUAUCAAGAAUUUGGUUGCAAUCGGCGGGGCGUCGGCCCGCGAGCGAUUCCUCGGGCUCAAAGACCCUGCCAACCUCAAGCGGUUCAAGGAAUCUUCCAUGAAAGUGAUUAAAGAAUUUGGCUUUGACGGCAUCGAUGUCGACGAUGAAACGGGCAACAUGCGGGGAACCCAUCAGGACUGGCUCAAGUAUCAUGGACCCGUCGCUGUGAGCUAUCUGCAAGCGCUGCGACAAGGCCUCGAUGAAAUUCAACAGCCCACUGAACCUCGGUACAUUUUGUCGUGGGACGAGUUUCCGUCGUCGUGGGACCCUCCGAACGCAACCAACAAAGACUACCCUGGCUGCAUCAUCCACGAGGAAGGUCAAGACGGAUGGCAUCGGUGCUACGACCCACGCAUCACUGACUUUGUCGACAUGGUGAACGUCAUGUUUUACAACAUUAACGGAGGCAACUGGGUGUACGAGGUCGUGAUGAAAGACACGCUCCCCAUGAAAGCAACAAAGGUGAUCCCCACCAACAAGCUAAUCCUUGGCGCGUGUUCCGGCAUGGGGUGCGUCUUGGAGCAGCCAGCAGGGCAGGAAGUGUUCAAUGCGGGCAACGGGUCUGCCUACUACAAAGGCACGAUGUUGUGGAGUGGCACCAUCGACAUUCUAUUUGAAAACUCAUCCUGCAUGAGUCGGAUGGGCCGCGCAGGCAACUACGGCGUCAAAAUGCCAUUUCGAAGUCCCCUGAAUUAAUCUAGGUCUGCACCAAGCGAUAGUUCCUGCUAGUCAUAUAGGGUAAGAUGGGUUGCAUUCAAUGGACUACACCGUGUUACCAGCCAAGAAUCACACGAGAAAUGUCCGAAUGCAUGCUGAUCUCAUGGUGCAAACGUCAUCAACAUUAC
This is a messenger RNA of Aphanomyces invadans, 1543 nucleotides long. RefSeq lists its product as hypothetical. NCBI's taxonomy places the organism in Eukaryota, Oomycota, Saprolegniomycetes, Saprolegniales, Verrucalvaceae. The record is from RefSeq and is a predicted model, not a curated record. The coding region runs from base 60 to 1394 and encodes 444 amino acids. The transcript is spliced from 9 exons. Gene Ontology annotation, molecular function: chitin binding; hydrolase activity, hydrolyzing O-glycosyl compounds. Gene Ontology annotation, biological process: carbohydrate metabolic process.